AUGGCAGCUCCUGCGGACCCCCUCAAGAGCGCUUCCCGCCCCGGCGCCGCCCAAUCGUCGUCACCAUCAUCAUCAUCGUCGCCGUCGUCGCCAUCGCCGCGCCAGAAUCCCAUUCAACAAGUCCUCUCGUUACCGCCGACAUGGCUGCACAUGUAUAGCGAUUUCAUCACCAAGAAUGCGCAUUCCGUCUCACAGAUUGAAAGCGCGUUGCGCUCCCUCACGUACAUAAUUCCCGGUCGCUUCCGCGAUGCCGAAAUCGCUUCAGAGUCGAUCCACUCUGGCGUGCAGCUGCUCUCGCUAUAUCACGAUGACGUGCUGCUUCGCGCCGUCUCCAAGAUCCCCGGCCUGGCGUCGCGUAUACCGAGUCCACAUGCGCGAUACACCCGGUUCUGGACUGCCAAGAGUCGCAUCUACCGCAGGAUAGCGCUGCUUCUUCAAACUGUACAGUACACGGAGUUAUUAUGGGAGAUGGCGGCAAAGCGACGGGGAAAUAAAGUUCGCUGGCGAGUCGUUAUCCUGUUAGAAGUCAUCAAGGCUGUUUGCAAGCUACUCCUUCUGAGAGUCACAAAUUCGCGACCCAUCGUGACGCCAGUCCUUCCCGAACGAGAACCGCUACCGGAACAAGAAGAUGCGCAGAGCAACGAGGACGCGCUGAAGGAGCUGAUGGGCGAGGAAGUCGAAGAGAGCCCAAUGAAUCUCAAUGGAACCGCAAAGUCAGCCCACGAAAAGGAAUGGUCCAUGCCGCGGACUGGCAGUAAUCUGCCGAGUCUGCCGAGCCCCAACGACAUCAGCUCCUAUCUUCUCAGCAAAGUGCUUACUGCAGAUGAUAUUAAACCCGCUGCUCGGCUCCUCAACUCGCUGCAGGGAUCUGCGCAGGCUGCCGAAGUGCUACACAUACUAGCUCCCCUCAUAUAUGCUGUGGCACUGUCUAGAAGUAAGGACAAGAAGUCGUGGACCCCAUGGCUCAUUGGCCUGAGCAUCGAGUACGCUGCUCGGCAAGUCCGAGACAGGAGUUUCAGGGCGACAGCACUGGAGCGCGAGGAAUGGGGCAAGCGAGCGUGGGCCAUGGGAUGGUGGGUGAUGAGAGGUCCUGCAUAUGAAAACGUCACCAAGGGAUUUAUCUCUGGUGUGACCAAGCGUAUGCCCAGCUUCGUAGGAAGCAUCAUCGAAGAUUAUGAAUAUCUUUGGGAGAACUACUACUUUAGCACAAGUGGCUAG
Pestalotiopsis fici W106-1 is the source of this 1218-nucleotide messenger RNA. RefSeq lists its product as uncharacterized. NCBI's taxonomy places the organism in Eukaryota, Fungi, Ascomycota, Sordariomycetes, Amphisphaeriales, Sporocadaceae. The record is from RefSeq and is a predicted model, not a curated record. The coding region runs from base 1 to 1218 and encodes 405 amino acids. The transcript has a single exon. Gene Ontology annotation, biological process: peroxisome organization. Gene Ontology annotation, cellular component: peroxisomal membrane.